Salvelinus fontinalis (brook trout) is the source of this 1056-nucleotide messenger RNA. It is a transcript of the gene cenph, whose product is annotated as centromere protein H. Lineage: Eukaryota; Metazoa; Chordata; Actinopteri; Salmoniformes; Salmonidae. Gene Ontology annotation, biological process: chromosome segregation; mitotic spindle organization; kinetochore assembly. The coding region runs from base 123 to 848 and encodes 241 amino acids. The transcript has 10 exons. Gene Ontology annotation, cellular component: kinetochore; nucleus. Gene Ontology annotation, molecular function: kinetochore binding. The record is from RefSeq and is a predicted model, not a curated record.
AAUAGGAUUAGACUUCUCACUUCAGUUGAGUAGAAAUGUUGGAUUGGUUUGCUGGUUAACUGCUAAAAGGAAUCCAUACAUUGUUUGUGUAUUGAAAACUAAGAAAAGGGCAAUAAUUGAACAUGGAGCCCUUGGAUAGACUGGAGAACCUUGCCUCAAGUCUUGAGACCGUGGCAUCGAAUGGUUUUCAGGCUACUACGGCUGACAAUGGACAGAAGGACAGCUCACCUGCAGAGAUACUAAGGAUGAAAGAACAGAUGUCAAAUCAAUGUUUUGAGAUGGCAGUGAAGCUCCAAGCAGGAAAAAGCAAAAGAUCUUCUUGCAGUGCAUCUGAUGCUGAGAAAGACUUGCAUGAUUAUGCAAAUACUUUGGAGGAAGCAAAAAUCAUUCAUUUUAACAAGACAUUGGCCUUACACAGGAUGCAGGUGUGGCAUGCCAUCUCUGAGAAACUGAAACAGAGUGAUCCAGAGGCUGUAGCAAUGAGGGGACUGACCAGUUGUAGCCUAGACCUUUGUUCAAAGAUAAAGACACUUCAGCAGGAAUCAUGUGAACUGCAGGACCAAAUCACAGAUGUUAAAAAGCAGAGGCUAGAUCUAAAGCGUCUCACUCAUGAGAAGAUGAAGGAGAUGGAUGAACUGAAGAGGAAGAGGGAGCACCCAGAGGCAGAGAAGUACAGAAAUGUCCUGCAGAAAGGCCAGUCUCACCUGGAGAAGUACCAGAAGAUGGCCACCAUCACACAGAAUGUCCUGCGGGGGAUCAUCAUUGCCAGUAAAGUGAACUGGAGAGACGACCCCAAAUUGAGAGACAUCGCCAUGACGCUGGAGGACAUUCCCAUCUCUGAGGAAUGAGCUUUCCGCAUGGAAGGGAAACAUUUCUGUGACAUUGUUUAAAUGUAUAAUAUGUUCAGUUAUCAAGGUAGAGAGGGGGAGAGAGAGAGAUAACAUUAACUGAUGUUAAGAGCACUUCGAUGCAGUGUUUUACACACUUUACUGAGAUGGACACAAUUUUGUAAUAAACCAUUAGUUGUUUUUACAAUAAAAAGCAUAUUUGUAUUGA